Molecule: messenger RNA, 910 nt
Organism: Anoplophora glabripennis (Asian longhorned beetle)
Lineage: Eukaryota; Metazoa; Arthropoda; Insecta; Coleoptera; Cerambycidae
Gene: REG
Product: proteasome activator complex subunit 3
Exons: 4
Coding region: 143-877 (244 amino acids)
Biological process (GO): regulation of G1/S transition of mitotic cell cycle; positive regulation of endopeptidase activity; regulation of proteasomal protein catabolic process
Cellular component (GO): cytoplasm; nucleoplasm; proteasome activator complex
Molecular function (GO): endopeptidase activator activity
Source: RefSeq, a predicted model, not a curated record
CAUACGCACCUAAAUUCCGACCUUUGCAUCGCAUUGUUCGACAUUGGGGAACAUUUUAGGUUAAGUUAUAACGAAAUUUGUCAAGAAAAAAGGUUUUUUAUACCAUUUUAAAUUAGUGUAGACUUCUGUUGGUGUAAAUAAUAUGGCAGAUUCAGCAAAGGUUCAAGAAUAUAAGGAGGAACUAAAACAGAAGGCGGAGCAACUUGUCCUAAAAGGUUUUCCUGAAACUAUAGUAAAGUUAAACAGUAUUUUAGAGACCUCUCAAUUUAAAAACCGAAAAUUUUCUGAUGUGCAUCAAGAUUUGAAUAUUCCAGUUCCGGACCCUAUUGUAUUAAACAGUCACACCGAUUUGCCUCCCGCCAAAAAAACUAAAUUUGAUAAUAGCAUAUCUUCUCAAGAUGGCACUAAGGUUAUGAUUUUACCUUCGGGUUCUGUUCCAACGAAUAAACAACUCGUCGAUUUGGUGGAAAGUGUAAAACCACACAUCCGGAAGCUUGUAGAAGAUUCCAAUUUGAUGAAGAUGUGGAUUUCUUUUAUGAUACCUAAAAUUGAAGAUGGUAAUAAUUUUGGUGUGUCAAUUCAAGAAGAUACUCUAGCCGAAGUACAGUCUGUAGAAUCUGAGGCUGCAGCAUUUUUUGACCAAAUAUCUCGAUAUUUUAUAUCAAGAGGAAAAUUGAUUUCUAAAGUGGCGAAAUAUCCCCACAUAGACGAUUAUAGACAAGCCGUGCAAGAACUCGACGAAAAGGAAUACCUAAGCCUCUGGCUGGUGAUGUCCGAAAUUCGAAACAGGUACUGUGCGCUUCACGAUAUCGUCCUGAAAAAUCUCGAUAAAAUUAAAAAGCCUAGAACAUCUAACGCUGCAGAAUCCCUGUAUUGAUUAGAGUCGAUGAAUAAAUGACAUAAAAUUUAA